AUGGCAUCAGUCCGCAGCAAGAUUGCCAUCUGGCUAUGGGGACCAGACGCCAAAGACCGAUCUCUGCUCUCGAAACUCGAUGUGACGCUGCUUCCUUAUUUCUCGUUGAUCUGGUUUCUGUUCGGAGUCACCCGAGCAAGCUACUCCUCUGCUUAUAUUAGCGGCAUGAAAGAGGAUCUCGGGUUCAAGGGCAAAGAGUAUAAUUACAUGACUACUGCAUACUUGGUGGUCUACGCGGUGUGCCAGAUGCCAGGAACGAGUCUGUUGACUAUUUAUCGGCCUAAAUAUGUCUUUGUCACGGCCAAUGUGACUUGGAGUGUGCUGACCUUGAUCACUUACAAAAUGCAACAUGCAUGGCAGGUCAUUCUUUUGAAUGCGAUUGAAGGCGGGUUCUCGGCUAUUGCAUACGUGGGAGCUCAUUUCAUUCUCGGGUCUUGGUAUAAAAGAUCCGAGCUUGGUAUACGUGCUGCUGUGUUCUGUGUCUUCGGUCAUAUAGGGACUAUGGCCGGCGGGUGGAUUCAGGCAGGCCUGCUGGCGACUUUGGCAGGGAAGGGCGGCCUUCCAGCCUGGAAAUGGAUAUUCAUCAUCGUAUCAGUGAUGACGGUGCCAGUUGCAUUGUUCGGCUGGAUAUUCAUUCCUGACCUCCCGGUUCACCGUGCAGCAUGGUUCCUCAACGACGAGCAGAAAGAGCAUGCAGUGACGCGACUCGGUGCUCUCCGCAAACAGUCCUGGGAUGUAACUGUCUUCAGACGGGUGCUGCUGAUCUAUUCUCUCUGUGUCCAAAUGCUUUCCAACAAUGUCAUGGCCUACUGGAUGGCAUCCCGCGGCUACACGGUAAUCCAACAAAACAAUUACCCGACAGGGAUCUACGCGACCGCCAUCGUAGGAACAAUAGUAUACGCAAUAAUUUCCGACAAACUACAGUCCCGGUGGGAAGUCUCCGUGGCCAUUGGCCUGACGUUCGUAAUUGGCUCUUCGAUCCUUGUAUCAAGUCCCUCCACGAACACAGGCUAUUUUGUGGCAUUUUACAUUCUCGGCACAACAUAUGCACCCCAGGCAGUCUGGUACUCGUGGAUGGCAGAUGUCACAGGCCACGACUUCCAACUGCGUGCAAUCACAACCGGGUUCAUGAACUCCUUUGAUUUUGCGUUCGUUACGUGGUGGCCGCUGAUCUUUUACCCUGCUACUGCUGCGCCUAAUUUCCAUAAGGGGUAUGUUGCGAGUUUGGUGACGGGGGCUCUUACAUUGCCCUUGAUUGGGUUGAUUGCUUAUCUUGAGAAGAGGGAUCGAGCUCGGGGUGUUAUUGGGAGGAUUGAAGGGGAUGUUCCAUCUGAUGACGAGGAGCAUUUGCGGAGAGAUGAACCUGUCAAAUCAGGUAGUGCACCUGUUCAUGUGCGUGGGACGGAGAUAGAUGUAUAA
This is a messenger RNA of Penicillium salamii, 1419 nucleotides long. NCBI's taxonomy places the organism in Eukaryota, Fungi, Ascomycota, Eurotiomycetes, Eurotiales, Aspergillaceae. The record is from the annotation of a GenBank genome assembly.